GUGCUCUGUACCCGACGGCCGACCCUACCCUGCCGGCGGCGAGGAACAGCGGGCACACGAGCGGCGGAGGAGCGGGGAUGGCGGCGCAGAAGAGGUGGAGGUUCGCGAUGGUGUGCUCGUCGAACAUGAACCGGAGCAUGGAGGCGCACGCGGUGCUGGGCCGCGCGGCGCUCGACGUCGAGUCCUACGGCACCGGCUCCCAGGUGAAGCUCCCGGGCCCGUCGAUGCACGAGCCGAACGUCUACGACUUCGGCACCCCCUACGGCGGCAUCUACGAGGACCUCCGCCGCAAGGACCCCGACUUGUACAAGAGGAACGGCCUGCUGCCAAUGCUGAAGAGGAACAUUGGCGUGAAGCUGGCGCCACAGAGGUGGCAGGAUAACGCCGGCGAUGGGGUGUUUGAUAUGAUACUCACCUUUGAGGAGAGAGUCUUUGACUUAGUAGUUGAAGAUAUGAAUAACCGCGAGCCAAGGCUAUUUAAGAGUGUGCUGAUAAUCAAUAUGGAUGUGAAAGAUAACCAUGAAGAGGCCAGUGUUGGGGCGAAGCUUGCUUUAGAUUUGUGCCAGAAGCUUGAAGGAGUGCAUGAUGAUUGGGAGGAAAUCAUUGAUGACCUGAUUGCUUCAUUUGAGAAGCAGCACAAGCGGAAACUCACAUACUACACCUCAUUUUACUAACUCCGUAGCUGCUUGUGAGGACUGUACGAGGCAGAAUCAUUCUUAGUUUAACUUAAUUAUGUUGUGAAUGGUUGGUGAUAUCCAGGAAAUCGUGCGAAAAUGAGGCAGCAGCUGGAUUAUAUUGUGCUCUGCUCACUUGUCUGUUGUCACAGAACAGAGACGCUGAUCUUGAAACCAUCUUAACAAAAUCAUGCUCAGUCCAUGUUCUGAUUUUCA
Lolium rigidum is the source of this 890-nucleotide messenger RNA. Its product is annotated as RNA polymerase II subunit A C-terminal domain phosphatase SSU72. Gene Ontology annotation, biological process: termination of RNA polymerase II transcription. Gene Ontology annotation, molecular function: RNA polymerase II CTD heptapeptide repeat phosphatase activity. Gene Ontology annotation, cellular component: nucleus; mRNA cleavage and polyadenylation specificity factor complex. NCBI's taxonomy places the organism in Eukaryota, Viridiplantae, Streptophyta, Magnoliopsida, Poales, Poaceae. The coding region runs from base 78 to 674 and encodes 198 amino acids. The transcript is spliced from 4 exons. The record is from RefSeq and is a predicted model, not a curated record.